This is a messenger RNA of Thrips palmi, 1974 nucleotides long. RefSeq names its product sodium-dependent noradrenaline transporter-like. Gene Ontology annotation, cellular component: neuron projection; presynaptic membrane; neuronal cell body membrane. Lineage: Eukaryota; Metazoa; Arthropoda; Insecta; Thysanoptera; Thripidae. The transcript has 11 exons. The record is from RefSeq and is a predicted model, not a curated record. Bases 246 to 1832 code for a protein of 528 amino acids. Gene Ontology annotation, biological process: dopamine uptake involved in synaptic transmission; sodium ion transmembrane transport. Gene Ontology annotation, molecular function: dopamine:sodium symporter activity.
GUGGCGGCGGCGGCAGCGCGGUCGUCAGAAAAAAGCGCAAGAAGCACAAGAAGGCGCGGAAGGAGGUGGUAGUGGCGCAGACGCCGUUCCAACCCGCCCUGGACCCCGAGAGGGAGACCUGGGGCCGCAACGCCGACUUCCUCCUGUCCAUCAUCGGCUUCGCCGUGGACCUCGCCAACGUGUGGCGGUUUCCCUACCUGUGCUACCGGAACGGGGGCGGCGCGUUCCUAGUGCCAUACACCCUAAUGCUGGUGUUCGGCGCCGUGCCGCUCUUCUACAUGGAGCUCAUCCUCGGACAGUACAACCGCCAGGGGCCCAUCAGCGUCUGGAGAGUGUGUCCGCUCUUCAAGGGUGUCGGCUUCUGCGCCGUCAUGGUGGCCUUCUACGUGUCCUUCUACUACAACGUCAUCAUCGGCUGGGCGCUGUACUUCAUGGCCGCCAGCGCGGCGGUGGAGCUGCCGUGGCUGCACUGCAACAACACCUGGAACACGGAGUGGUGCUGGGAGUCGGGCACCGCGCCGGCCAACACCUCCAACCUCACCGGCCUGGUCGUCGGCAACCUCAGCAGUUCAAAGCUGCACCACUCGCCGGCCGCCGAGUACUUCCACCGCGGCGUCCUGGAGAUGCAGUGGAGCGAGGGCCUGCACGACGUGGGCUCCCCGAAGUGGCAGCUGGUGGUGUGCGUGGGGCUGGUGUACUGCAUGCUGUACCUGUCGCUCUUCAAGGGCGUCAAGUCCUCGGGGCUGGUGGUGUGGGUCACCGCCACCAUGCCCUACGUCGUGCUCACCAUCCUGCUCAUCCGCGGCCUCAUGCUGCCCGGCGCCCUCACCGGCAUCCAGUACUACCUGCAGCCCGAGCUGGCCCGUCUGCAGGACACGCAGGUGUGGGUCGACGCGGCGGUGCAGAUCUUCUACUCGGUGGGCGCGGGCUUCGGCGUGCACCUGUCCUACGCCUCGUACAACCGCUUCGACAACAACUGCUACAACGACUGCCUCAUCACCACCGCCGUCAACUGCUUCACGUCCUUCUUCUCCGGCUUCGUCAUCUUCACCUACCUGGGCUUCAUGUCGCACAAGCAGGGCAUCCCCAUCAGCAACGUGGCCACGGAGGGCCCCGGCCUGGUGUUCCAAGUCUACCCCGAGGCGGUGGCCACGCUGCCCGGCUCGCACUUCUGGUCCAUCCUGUUCUUCUUCAUGCUCAUCAUGCUGGGCCUCGACAGCGCGAUGGGCGGCAUGGAGUGCGUAAUCACGGGGCUGAUGGACGAGUUCCACGACUUCUUCCACGGCCGGCGCUACGCGCGGGAGGUCUUCACCUUCUGCGCCAUCUGCGUCAGCUUCUGCGUGGCGCUCAUCAACGUCACGCCCGGCGGCAUCUACAUGUUCCACCUGUUCGACAACUACUCCGCCGGCAUCUCCCUGCUCUGCUCCGCGCUCUUCGAGGCCAUCGCCGUGUCCUGGUUCUACGGCCUGGAGCGGUUCUCCCAGGACGUCCACGCCAUGCUGGGGUUCACGCCGGGCCUCUACUGGCGCAUCUGCUGGAAGUUCAUCAGCCCGCUCUUCAUCAUCGGCGUCGUCAUGUUCGGGCUGCUGUACCACCAGCCGCUGCAGUACAACGAGUACCACUACCCGGCCUGGGCCGAGCUGCUGGGCUGGGGCCUGGCCAUGUCGUCCAUCAUCAUGAUCCCCCUCGUCGCCACCCUGCAGAUCGUCAAGACGCCCGGCACCUUCAAGGAGCGGAUCGCCAUCAACAUCUCGCCGGUGGAAGAGCACGAGCACAUCCGGCGGACCAAGGAGGUGACGCGCUUCAAGGCGAGGCACUGGUUGUACGUGUGAGCGACGAGAGCGCUGCGAGCGGACAGCGGCGGGCAGCCGAGGCCGCAUAUUCACUGCAUUCACGUCGUUCAAACCGGCCGAGGCAGGCAGCCAGGCGGCCAGGCUCAGCCCUGCUCAGCCUGAGGUUCCGGCCGUUCCGGCA